Messenger RNA from Serinus canaria (Common canary), 4699 nucleotides. It is a transcript of the gene PRSS12, whose product is annotated as serine protease 12. Gene Ontology annotation, molecular function: serine-type endopeptidase activity. NCBI's taxonomy places the organism in Eukaryota, Metazoa, Chordata, Aves, Passeriformes, Fringillidae. The transcript has 13 exons. Gene Ontology annotation, biological process: proteolysis. Bases 111 to 2564 code for a protein of 817 amino acids. The record is from RefSeq and is a predicted model, not a curated record. Gene Ontology annotation, cellular component: membrane; dendrite; terminal bouton.
AGGGGUGUGCGGCGAGGGGGAUUAGCGGGACGCCGCGGCCCCGCCUUCCCUCCUCGCAUCCCGGGCGCGAUGAGAGGGGGAGAUGGACCAAAGCCGGCGGGACUGGCACCAUGACAUUCGCCGGCUUCGUGGUGGCGCUGGUGAUAGGGGCGAUUCCCGGAGCCCGCGGGCCGGGGCAGGUCUCCGCCAGCCUCCCGGCCGCCCGCGCCCCACAGCCCCACGCCGGGUGCCCCGCCGGGGGCUUCCCUGCGGCCCAGCGCCCCUGGGCACCGGCGGCGCCCGCUCUGCCGCGGCGGGGGGCGGCGGGCCGGGCGCCACGGGGCCGCCGCAGCUCCUGCGCCCUACCCGGCGGCGGCGAGGGGCGACCCGGCUGCGCCCCCGGGGCCGGCCGGGGAGCGGCGGAGCGCGGCCGCGCUGACUGCGAGCGAGGGUCAGUGAGACUCCGGGGAGGCAAGAAUGAGUUUGAAGGUACAGUGGAGGUUUAUUUGAAUGGAAUCUGGGGCACAAUCUGUGGGAGCCAUUGGGACAGUAAUGACGCGACAGUUGUAUGUCGGCAGCUUGCACUUGGGGAAAAAGGUACAGCAAAACACUUACCCUUCUCUGGAUUAGGCCUUAUUCCUGUUUUCUGGAGUGAAGUGCAUUGUCGUGGUGAUGAAGAAAAUAUACUGUUAUGUGAAAAAGACACUCGGCAAGAUGGGACAUGUCCUCAAAAAAUGGCAGCUGCUGUCACAUGUAGCUCCUCCCUGGGCCCUGUCUUCACUCCAAUCCGGCUGGCUGGUGGGAGCAAUGCCCACGAAGGAAGAGUGGAAGUCUACCAUGGUGGCCAGUGGGGCACAGUCUGUGAUGACCAGUGGGAUGAUGCAGAUGCUGAAGUUGUCUGUCGGCAGCUCGGCCUUGGGGGUGUUGCCAAGGCAUGGGGCCAGGCUUACUUUGGAGAAGGCUCUGGCCCCGUGCUGCUGGAUGAAGUACAGUGCACAGGAAAUGAACUCUCGAUAGAACAGUGCCCAAAAAGCGCCUGGCGAGUACACAACUGCGGCCACAAAGAAGAUGCUGGUGUUUCCUGCACACCUCUCACAGAUGGUGCACUGCGGCUCACAGGUGGGAAGGGCAGUCACGAGGGCCGCCUGGAGGUCUAUCACACGGGCCAGUGGGGCACGGUCUGUGACGACGGCUGGACGGAGCUGAACACGCAGGUGGUUUGCUGGCAGCUGGGAUUUAAGUAUGGAAAAAGUGCAGGUAUGGAAAAAGACAGCUACUCAGAAGGAAGCUCUGGGCCCAUCUGGCUGGAUGAUGUGAUCUGCUCUGGGAAGGAGACAAACCUUCUGCAGUGCUCCCGGCGGGAAUGGGGGAAGCAUGACUGCAACCAUCAGGAGGAUGUCAGACUCAUCUGCCACCCAGAAAACGACAGCCACAAGCUCUCACUUGGUCCUCCCAUCAGGCUGAUGGAUGGUGAGAAUAAGAAGGAAGGACGUGUGGAGAUUUUUAUCAAUGGCCAGUGGGGCACAAUUUGUGAUGAUGGAUGGUCUGAUAAGGAUGCAGCUGUAGUCUGCCGACAGCUUGGCUACAAAGGCCCAGCUAGAGCAAGGACAAUGGCCUAUUUUGGUGAGGGCAAAGGCCCGAUUCAUGUGGAUAACGUCAAGUGUACAGGAAAUGAGAGAUCCUUGGCAGACUGCAUUAAGCAGGACAUUGGGACGCACAACUGCCGGCACAGCGAGGACGCAGGGGUCAUCUGUGACCACCUAAGCAAGAAAGUCCCUGGGAACAGCAAUAAAGAUUCUCUUGCUUCUGUUUGUGGGCUGAGGUUACUCCAUCGUCGACAAAAGCGAAUAAUUGGUGGGAAAAAUUCUUUACGGGGCGGCUGGCCGUGGCAGGUGGCACUGCGGCUGAAAUCCUCUCAUGGUGACGGGAGACUCCUGUGUGGUGCUACUCUCAUCAGCAGCUGCUGGGUCCUCACUGCAGCACACUGCUUUAAAAGGUACGGCAACAACACUCGCAACUACGUAGUGCGGGUUGGAGACUAUCACACGCUGGUGCUGGAGGAGUACGAGGAGGAAAUCGGAGUCCAGGAGAUUGUGGUGCACAAGGACUACAGGCCUGACAGCAGCGACUACGACAUUGCCUUGCUGAGGCUGCAGGGGCCCGAGGAACAGUGUGCAAGGUUCAGCACCCACGUUCUACCUGCCUGCUUGCCACUGAGGAGGGAGCGACCACAGAAAACUGCUCCCAACUGUUUCAUCACUGGAUGGGGUGACACAGGACGGGCUUAUUCAAGAACACUGCAACAGGCUGCUAUCCCCUUACUUCCCAAGAGGGUGUGUGAAGAGCGAUACAAAAGGAGAUUCACAGGAAGAAUGCUUUGUGCUGGAAACGUGCAGGAACAGAAACAAGUUGACAGCUGUCAAGGAGACAGCGGUGGACCACUGAUGUGUGAACGCCCAGGGGAAAGCUGGGUUGUGUACGGUGUGACCUCCUGGGGCUACGGCUGUGGGGUCAAAGAUUCCCCAGGUGUCUACACAAAAGUUUCAUCUUUCGUACCCUGGAUUAAAAGUGUGACCAAACUAUGAAUGCCCAUAACGAAAACUAAACUUUGAGGCAGGACAACUUGAACAGCACAUGCAGUGCACAGCUGGGGCCCACAGUGGGUGGAAACAGACAUUUUCCUGAUUCAUGUGUUUUUGUUUUCAUUAAAUCCAAGCUGUAUACACUCAAGCCUUCCAGUUAGGGAUUACUGUCCUUCCUCUUCCAGAAGUUUAAAUAUUGCAUGAACAAGCUACCAUGUAUCUAAGGGGAAAAGUGAUAGCCAGCUAGAGUAAUACUGGAGCAGGACAGCUGGAGACUUUGCCCACUAGACUGUUGCUGCAAGCUAUUUAUGCUCUAAGCUUCUCUACAAUUAAUUACAGAUCUCAAUCUUGAAUCUAGUUUAUUUAGUCUAUUAUUCCCAUGAUUUUACACUCAGUCCCCUAAAUCUGACUCAUGUUUCAGUAGCUGAGAACAUUAGUACCCUGAUUCUUGGUAAUUCUGAGUAUGUAUUAAAUGCAGGAAGGAAAAUAAUGGUCAAUAAUCACAUUCCCAACUAAUUGGCUAAACGUCUUCACAGGUUAGCGUGCCUAAAGUACAUUCCCAAGUAAAACAGGCAGUACAGCAACAGUUUCCCCACAAACAUCCUGCACAGCUGCAGGAGCAACAACUUAUUUACUUCAUUCAAGUAGCAUCUGUCCUAUUUCUGAAAUUCGCAAAUUAGAGUAUAUACAGCAUUUUGAAGAAGAUUCACUUUUUUUAUUUACCACUAGCUGUCAGUACAGUGUCAGACUAACAAACAUCCCUAUCCUUUCACUGCUCGGUUUUGCUCAAGCAGACAAAGUUAUACAUACAAAGGAGUUGUUGAGCCAAAACUUGUCUGAAAAGGUCUAUAAAGUUUAAACUAUGUUUUCUAUACAGUAAUAUUUAGACAACUCUCUCCUGCUUAGUUGCAACACUGGUUCAGACUGUUCUCAGAGGAAAGCUGUUUUCGGUGCCUAAUUCUAAAGCACUGACACAUCUUGAUGUCAUUUAAUCACGUUUCCAAAUACUGUUUCCCAUGCUAUAAAAUCCCUAACAACUUACUAAAAAAAUGCACUGAUAACCAACUUACUGCCCAUUGAGAAAGGGCCACCACAACUACCUGGAACAUAGCAAUCACCACCUCCAUGCAUCACAGUAACAACCAUGCUCAUAAAAACACAACUGAAAGCUGUGGGCCAUGAAACACUCCAGCGUGACAAGUGUGGCAGAUGAGUGUCACCACGUAGUGACUGUGUAAACUGCGACAAGCAGUGACUGUUUCAUAGUUUGCUAUUCCCCAAACUGGCUAUGACUGUGUUGUGUGGUAUUUUGUGAAAAAGUAGGGUGCUUGCAUUCGUGCUGUAAGUGGGCUAUUCUUCAUUUGUGUAUUGUUGUGUGUCUCUCUGGUGUUAUAACAAAUAUCCAAGACUCACUUGCAUAUCAAGUAGCAAUGACAUUGCCGAAGCCCAUACAAUUGAAAAUUUAGCCCUUAAUAUCUCCAACCUCAAAUUUUAGUUUUCAAGGGUCAGGACUAAUUAUUGCAACUGGUGCUAAACUAGUACAUGAGGUGCUUUAAUACGUUUUAGUUCUCCGUAAUUCCACACUAUUUGAAAUAGUGUAAAAUAUUUUAAAACAUGGUAAAUCACUGUACUGUGACCUCCUAUUGUUAGACCAAUGCAAAACACUGUGCUAGUCAACUUCAAAACCAUUACAUUUUUACUUCUAUAGCCUUUAAUUACAAGGGAAGUCAGUCUGUCAAAAGUAUCUGCACGUAACAUCCGAGUUUUGCUGUAUAAGACCCAUUGAGACUUGUGGUGAAGUAGGCUACAUAGUGCAAUUUAUGCGUUAUAUACAGGGGAAAUAAUCAUCCUUUAAUAGCUGCACCACAGAAACAGGAUACUUUGAGGGGGAGGGGGAACUAAGCCUGCAUACUAAGUGUAGUAAACAUUUAGACUUAGUACAGUACUUUGUUAUUUUUGCUCUUUUAAUAGAAUGCUUUGUUAGAUUUUAAAAUGUUGCACUACUGUUUCCAUGCUGAGCAUGCAUUCUCAGUUUUCAACAUAAAAUGAAAUUGCCUCCAUCUCACGCCAUUCUCAUUUUUGUUCAGUGAGCCUGAUGGUGUACAUGUAUACAAUAAAAACUGCCACACUGACUAUAA